AUGAAGGCAGCGCAACCCGUUGUUGUGGAUGUGGAAGAGACAUUUGACAGCGUGGCUGAGAAGUUGUGGUGUGCGUUACCCUCCGUGGCCAAAUUCCACGCCACAUUUGAGAAGACACCAAUUCUUGGUGCUGAAAGCGGCAAUGUGGGUGUAGUGCCACAGCAAUCCUCCGUGGAGGACACUUCUGAGGCUGCGGCAGCAAAACUGGACCCACCCGUGACAAUACGGGAUGCAGUGGUUCCUGUUGAUGAGAUGCAACACCUCGCUGGUUGUGUCUACACGGCGUGCCACACGAAUCCUGUGGACGCCGAUGUGGAAGCUGCUGUCGCCGCGAUUUUAGACAAAGGGGAUGAGGAAAAUUCUGUCGAAUACAGCUGGGGUGAUUUCCGUGAGUUUCUGGAGCGUGUCGAGUCGCAGUGGAUGGAGUGGGCCGACAUGGACCAGAAGUGGCUGGCAGUCACGGAAAGACAGCACAUUCAGGUACUGAAGGACUUGUUAGAGUCGAUAACUUAUGAUGUAGAACCUUUUGGACUGCUGCCACGUGACAAAGUUCUUACGAUGCGUUCCACUAUUGUUCACACGAAGCAGCUGCGGACUCUAUUUAAGACUUUCGUUGAUUUUGUGUCUCCUCCUGAGUACCCGGCGGUUUAUGACAAGCUGUGGGGGCUGCUUAUCGCAUCUCAAAACGGCUGUGAAGUUGCGGAAGUGAGCCCAGAAACCCCUCUUGAGCUGAACUCUUUCACUAAAUUCGUUCUGUGGUUUUGCCUUUCGAUAUUCGUAAACGCCACGGAAGCAGGAUUAGUUGUGGCUGCCAAGACGUUGUGGCUCAGGCACCUCAACGAGCGAGGUGUUAUGUUAAAAAAACAGUUUGUGGAUGUGUGUCGCUACAUGUGUAAGUUUUACAGUGUUGGUGGAAGUGAUGUAGAAUAUUUUGAAAAAUGUUGUGCCCGCAGUGAAGAAGCUCUACAGGGCUCAGACGAACUUCCCCCAUUCGCACUUUUCCAACAGUACAUGCAGCCCACAGAAGGCCGCAUGCUGGUCGACCCGAACGAUCUCUACAUUCCAGAAGAGCUCGAGCGGAGUAAAUGGAUGGAGGAACUUUACCGCAUGAAUUGCAGUUCCAACCGCAUUAUUGUUCAUGGCCGGCGGGGUGUUGGAAAGUCACAUCUGGCGGCUUCCUUGGCGAAACGGUUGGGUUGCGUUCACUUGGAUGCUGGAGAGCUCGCCCUCGAAGCAGAAGCUGCAGCUCCGGCCGAUCCACUCGGGGCACAGUUACGUGAAUGCACGGAUGCAGAUGCCCCCAUUUCGCUCGCAACCCUCGCAGCACUUGUACGCAAGAAGAUAUGUAGCAGCGAAACACGGUAUAGGGGUUAUGUGUUCAGCGAUAUUCCAUUUUUUUCUAGCGAGAAUGACGCGGAGAAAAUCAGUUUUUUUACCGAUUGUGGUCUUUUGGAUGAACUUGUGCCCACCACAUUUGUGCUGGUGGAUUGUGAAAACGAGUUUCACCCCGAACGACUUGAGGCUACACUGGCGGCACGGGAGUCAGACCACCAGGAAGAACUGAGUCUUUUGAAAGAGGAGAAAGAAGAGGAAGCUUCUUACGAGGCACUGGCGCAAAAAAUUGAGGAGUUGAAGGCGACAUUGUCGCAAAUUACUACAAAACAGGAGGUGGAGGGUGGUGCGGAGGCACCGGAAGGCGAGGAAGCGAACGCUCCGGAGCUGGAUCCCGAGGAGGUUGAGAAGGACUUGAAACAGUUACUUGAGGAUCAAACUGUACAAGAAGAGAGGAAGAUUGAGCAGGCUGAUUCCCGCAUCGCCCGUACCAAGAAGUAUAGGGAAUUGAGAUUAAGGAGGCUCGUUGCGCAAACUCUCUCCGAGGGAUACGAAAGCGGUAAUGAAAUGUCUCUGACAGCAUUGCCAUGUUUCGAGACCGCUCUCUGUCGUGCCCGCUUGAUGGGUCGGUGUUUGACGGUUGACUGUGCUUCCGUUGCGGAGGAGGCUGUUACCUACAUUGUGGACACGCUGUCAUUACAACCCUGCGUCAGACCCUGGGCCCUUGUUGACAAGGUGGAACGGGACCCCGAAAGGGAAGGAAGCGUAUUUGAUGACCCGGAUAUCGAGCGUCUCACGGAGGAGUUUGCCACCAACUUCGGUGUAAUGACCUCAAGUCGGUGGAAGCGUUUCUGCCCUGUGACAUUUGCUGAACAUGGCGUCUUGGUAGAGGGCUCCAUAGCUUUCGGAUGUGUGUUUCGGCAGCAGCUCUUUUACCUCGCAUCCGAGGAAAAGCUUUCAAUGUUUAGGGCAAACCCAUGCCUCUAUCUUGGUACACUUCCGCUGAGUAGGGAACCAAUACUUCUUCUUUCCCUUGUUGAACCUCAGAAUGAUGCGCAACUUUCACCCACUGAUAUGCAAAUAUUGGUACGGAAACUGCACGAGCAACUGGAUCUAACUCCCAUGGCCUUUAGUGAGUUCACUACCCUUUGGGACAGUCACCGGUUGUUGAAGGGGAAGCGUGCAGAAGUGUUGUCAAAUAGAACAAAGUAUGAAGUUGUUGAGCGAAAGCAGCGUGCUGAUCGGCUGAAGAAGCGUUUGGCGCAAGAGAAGCGAAAGAAGAAGUCUCAGAAGAGUCCUGGAAAAGGUAAGGGCAAGAAAGCUAAGUCUGUUGUGGAAGAAGUCACCGUAGAGGAAUACAAGGGGUGGGAGAAGAAGGCGGAGGCACCGGAGACUAUUGCCACACGCAUCGCGAAAAAUUUGGAAGAGAGGCUUGAACGCCAGAAUACACUUGUCCCCGUUUUGGUGCACGCGUUGGACGACAACCCCCUUAGUGGGUUCGAUCAAUUGUUUUCAGAGAAGGUCGUACCUCGCACAGUGGUCGUACUGCAGUAUGAGAAACCGACGAAGGCGGAGGAUAGUGCGGUGCUGGAACCGUCAGCAGCUGAAGGGGUGGAGGAAAAUAGCGGCGAAGUUCCAAAGGUUCUUCUCCCGCAAGAGGUCGUGCUGGAUAAGUUGUCAGACCUUCCGGACGGUGGUGUCGAUAUCGUGGCUGAGGUGUCACCUCAUGACGUCGCCAUUCACCGUAUUGUCGUUAAUGACAAGGAUGUGCACGCGUUAGUCACGGAAAUCAUGCAAGCUGUAUGCCCUGGUAUGGACCCUGUUGGGGUGGGCGUUGUUGAUGAUGCGGUGGGUGAGGAUGAUGAGGAAGAUGCACAGGAGUUUGAUGAUGAUGAAAACGAGGAGGAUGAUGUACCAACCGCAGUCAACCCCGCCAUCAAACCAGGAAAAACGUUCCUAAACCAGUUUGGUACCACGUUGGAGUUUUGUCCGGUGACUCUUUGCGAAAGGAGACUCUUAGUACGAGGCCAGAGUGAUCACUGUCUGCAGUAUCGAGGUUACGUGUACACAUUUGCUUCACUGGAGGCGAAAACAAAGUUUGAGUUCAACCCCCUUCGCUACAUGCGUUCCUCGUAUUCGCUUCCCCCAUGUCGCAUGUGGAUCGUUGGUCAGUCGAAAAGUGGUAAGAAGACCCUUGCACAAUCACUCCACGAAGCCUACGACGUGCCGUAUUUCCAAUACAAUAGGAAGUUGUUUGACCAGUGCGUUGAAGUCGCUAUGACUCCCACAGGUGGCGUGAUUAGCAAUAUUUUUAUCCCACCGCAGACUUUUGACAAUCCUUAUCUUGCAUUAGCCGCGGGGAUCUUAAAAGAGGUGCAGGAGUUUGACCCAGAACAGGAGCGGCGCAUGAAGUUGCGUGAGGAAGCUGAGCGAGAGCUGGAGCGACGCGAGGAGGCGGCAAACAAUGGGGAUGAAGAGGAGGAUGAACUCGACGAAGAGGCCGAAGCGCGGUUGCAGGAACAUUUGGCAUUCGAGCCUGAAACUGAGCAUGACCGUCAGUUGCGGCUAAGUGAGGCAUACCUGAAGGUUGCGGGUUGUGUAACGCACAUAGAGCCUUUCGCUUCGAAGGGUUACAUCAUGGUGUGCCCUCCCUUUUCUGACGGUGAUAUAGAGGUUCUAUCAUCCGUGGACGCUAUUCCUGAGGUUACAGUGAAUAUGGAGGUUUCGGAUGAAAUCUAUAUUAAACGUAACAAGGAGGCGAUGAGCAGCGUAAGUUAUUCUGAAAUGUCAUCAGGUGGUAUACCAGAAGUCCGUGAGGAGCCCGUGGUUAAUGAAGAAGCCAAACUUUUGAGGAGGUUAGAGUAUGAAGAUAGGCGGAAGGAGCGUGAAGUGGCCAGGUGGCGCCGUCGCCACAUUGGCGCAGAUGACCCGGAGUCAGACAUAGACGAGGAGCUCGGGGACGAAGGAGCUGCUGGAGGUGGGAACGAUGAAAGCCAAGAGGAUGAAGCUAAUGAGCGUCCAUUUGAUCAAGAUUUGAUCGUGGAAAAAGAAGCCGUUGGAGAAUUUGCGGAAGCUGUUGAGGAGCGUUCAAUCCCGAUGAUCGUACUCAAUGGCGAUCUCUCCCGGAAUGCCGUUUUUCGCAGGGCGGUCCGUCGGUUGAGUAGGUUUUUAGAAAAUCGUCGCUCCCUUUUGCACGCCCCGCAAAUUGUGCGGUAUGAGGAUGCCACUCGGAUGCUCGAGUCAGGCGAGGCAACCCUGUCAUGCUUCGGCAGCACCGAUCCCGUGACGCUGUAUGACCUCAGACACGGAAGUAGGCGUGUAUGCAAAUGGAGGCCGGAUGGUGCAUAUCUGGAGGAGGAACCUUUGAUAGAACCUGACUCGUCUUCUUCCGACGCCCAGGGGACAGCAGUUCCUGAAGGAAGUGAGGGUAAAGAUGAAUCAGAAGACACUCUCGACUCCGGCGAUAGAAAGCCAGAGCCCCCUCAGUUAGACACGUCUUCCACGGAGGGAGACACUGAAAGUGGUGACGAUGAGGAGAUGAGUGAGCUGGAUUCAGAGUUACUGGAUGAAAUCACCGAAAAAUUCGCUAAUCGACGUCGACGUGAAUGGCUUCGUACAUGCCAGCGUGUGGCCCUCCUCCAUGGCCGUUUAUUCUUCUUCGAGAGUGAUGAAACGCUCUUACGCUACAUGCAGAAUCCUCUUCUUUUCAUUCAACAGCCUCCGCCACAGCCUCCACUACGGAGCAUGCCCGUGAUUACAUUUUAUGACGAUGACGGUGCGUAUCCCCCUGAGAAUAGCGGGCCGUCGAGGAAGCGAUGUACCGCUGAGCACGUAGCCUUCAAUCUAAACUGGAUUUAUCUUUCUCUUCCGAAGCUCCUCUCCUGGAGCGCAGUAAAUGCUUCCUUGCUUUCUUUGUCGAGAAAAGCUAUUGAUGCUGUUCUUAGCGGUUCUGUGGAUGAUGCUUUGGUGGCCCGGUUGCUAGGUCAUCGACUCAAUGCGGCUGAUGCUAAGCAGAACGGCGUUGUGCUCCACAACUUGCCGAGGACCCCCGACCAAUACCGUCUGCUUUUGGCGUGGGGACUUAAGGUGGACAAAAUAUUUCAGUUUGAUGACAAUUACAGGGACGUUGCGACCCUAAUGAAGUCAACGGCCACCAUUGAGAAGCAACUGACGACAGCUCGAGUAUCUGUCGCCGGUCUCUCUGAAAUUUGCGACUGUAUUGAUGGUUUCGUCGUCAACGAGGGUCGUGCAAUUUUAUCUCACCUAACGGGGUUCCCUAUAGAUAUAGACAAUUCAUACCACACGGUAGCCGAUAUUGAAACGCAUCUCUCACCAUAUCGCUGGUUCUGCCCUUACAGUUGGUGUUUGGGUGAAAACCUUGUGGACCAGGAGAAGGCUGACUGCCGUUUCGCGGCUUUGUACGAUGGCCAGUACUACUUUUUUUCUUCUGAGGAGUACCUCGAGAGGUUUCUUCUGUGUCCCUCGCAGGUGACGCUUCCACCCGGAUUCAAAGCCCUCCCGACCCCUCUUCCCGUGCGGGUACAACCCAGCACAGAAUAUGCGUUCGAGUUGGAGGGAUGCUGUCCUGUUCUCUUAUACGAUACACGGGAAAACCGAGGCCUUCGUGGUGUAUUGGAACCUGUGGCAAGGAAAGGUAACCCGUCUUGCAUUGUUGAGUAUGGCGGUUGCUACUACGCCUUACUUGAUGAGGAAGCAGUCCGAAGGUUCCUCAUGCGUCCAUGGCAAUAUGUGGACGGAGCGAAGUUGCCGCCCUCGCGGAAGGUGCCACUACCGGAAGGUAAGACGAUGUCUACCAUUGAUGAAGAGGAGUUCAUCCGCCGUAUACUUUACGACCCUGUUGCGCACGCUCUGAUAGCCGUGGCGGAGGUGCGCCCAAAGUACUACGGGCUUUCGCUGGAAGAGUCUGCGCUAAAGUAUAUUGCCCUUCACAUGAAAUGCUUUAAUCCCAAGAAUAGUGAGAUACAAGCCAAGCAGUACAAGAAGAAGUUUGAAAUUUUCAGCAAGCAAUCUACAUUGUACAAAACUAUAACGAUGCAUUCCAACAGUAUUACGCAGAAUGAAAAGUUUGCAGAGCUUUGCGAUGAGUGGGAGAAUUCCAAGUAUGGCCGCGAAAAGGAGCUUUCAAUACACUGCGGUUGUGAGACCGAGCCUGUUUGA
Trypanosoma brucei brucei TREU927 is the source of this 6510-nucleotide messenger RNA. RefSeq lists its product as hypothetical. The transcript has a single exon. Lineage: Eukaryota; Euglenozoa; Kinetoplastea; Trypanosomatida; Trypanosomatidae. Gene Ontology annotation, molecular function: ATP binding; AMP kinase activity. Gene Ontology annotation, cellular component: cytoplasm; mitochondrion. The record is from RefSeq and is a predicted model, not a curated record. The coding region runs from base 1 to 6510 and encodes 2169 amino acids. Gene Ontology annotation, biological process: nucleobase-containing compound metabolic process.